Molecule: messenger RNA, 3481 nt
Organism: Dendronephthya gigantea
Lineage: Eukaryota; Metazoa; Cnidaria; Anthozoa; Malacalcyonacea; Nephtheidae
Product: coiled-coil domain-containing protein 57-like
Exons: 15
Coding region: 225-3242 (1005 amino acids)
Source: RefSeq, a predicted model, not a curated record
CAAAACAAAGAAAAAUAUUAUAUAGAAAUUAGAAAUUUUACUUCUAUGAAUGUAUUUCAGCAGAAUAUGAAGCUUUAUUAGGCGGGCUAAUCGCUGUAUAUACUAUACUAGAUGUACUGUCAGCCGCAAAAACAAUCGCAAACUGCCGAAAUAUAUCAGCAAACUGUCCUGAAGUUGGCAUGUCCUUCGUGCACUCAAUGUGUUAGUGUUAUUAAUAUGCUGCAAUGUCUGCAAACCAUUUAGACUCCGUGGUUUUACAGAAGGAAAAGGAAUGGCGUGAAGCUUCUCAACUCAGAGUUCAGGCACUGGAAGAAACUAUAGCUGAAAAAGAUAGGGAGUUGAGACAGGAAAAGUUGAGAUUUCGUAAGUUGAAGGAUGAUUUUGAGUAUAACUUGAAACUUAUAUUAGAAAGAGAUCAAGAGUUAGAGAAAUAUGAUGCGGUGAUUGGUAAAGUAAAGGAAGAUGAGCACGUUAAGACUGCUCAAGUUAGUGAAUUGUGUGUGAAGAUUGAUGAACUCAAUAUCAAGUUACAAAAUGAACAGAAGUCCAAAGAGGAGCUACAGAAACACUACCAAAAGAGAUUGCAAGAAUAUCAGAAUCAAUUUAAAGCUUUUCAUGAAGAGAAAGAUAAUGAAGUUGCCAAAGAAAGGGAGGAGCUUUCAUCCUAUCGGAAAAAUCUGGAGCAGCAAUUAAGAGAAACAGAAAAUGAUUUUGAGUUUCGUCAUCAAGAAAAUGUCACUAAUUUUGAUGAAGCAAUAAGAAAAAAAGAACAAGAAUAUCGAUCAAAACUGGAUGAAACAAGUAGUCUCUUGUUGUCAAAUGACCUUAAGAUCAGAAGUUUAACAAAAGAGCUGGAGUUAUUGCGAUGUGAUAGUCGUCGAUGUAAAGAGGAACUCGACAAGACAGGAGUGAGCACUCGGGAGCUGGAGAGGAUGCUUAAAGAAAAAGAUUGGAUGAUUUCUGAUUUGGAAAACACUCAUAAGUAUAAGGUCACAGAUCUGGAAGCACAACUGGAAAAUAUGAGGAAAAUGGGAGACAACUUAGAGGAGGAUUUUAAAAGGAAACAUGCCGAAUUGGAUCGCUAUGCUCGGGAAAAAGAAGUAAUGUUGACCAACGCUAAACAAGGUUUCACUGAGAAAGAAAGACAACUUCAGCAGAAUAUUCGCAAAUUACAAAACCAACUCGAAGCUAAAGAACAGGAACAUCGUCAAAAGGAAUGGAGACUUGUGGACAAACUGAAGGAAAAUGAUAUCACUAUACAGACGCUAAAUCAAUCAAUCGCAGACUUAAAGAGCAAGAUGGACCAACAGAACCAGGAAUAUUCCAGAUUAACUGUAGCAAAGGAUGUUGAAUUAGAAACGUUGCAUCAACAGGAGUCCAAGAUGAGAUCUGAACUCGCGCAGAGAAAGAAUGAUCUUGACAGGAGGCAAAAAGAGUUGUCUUUAUCUUUGGAGAGGGAGUCGUCGUUGGAACGUUCUAGGGCUCAGUUAGAGUUGGAUUGGCAGCGCAGAUGUGAAGAGGCAGAGAGAACUGGGUAUGAUAAACAAGAAAAACUAGUUAAGAAUUUAACACAAGGCAAAGAAGAGGCGUUAUCGUUGGUGAAACAACAGAAACGUGAACUGCUUCACAAGGAUAGUGUUAUCCAUAUUUUGAAGACGCAAAGCGAUGAAUCAGUUUCUAUUCUCAAGCUUCAUGGACUAACCGUGCCUUCCCAAAUAUCAGUCGAAGAUGUUGGCACACCAGCAGCGAAUAUGAAUAAUGAAGAACUUCAAGUUCAGAACGAAAAUUUGCGUCACGUUAUUCAUCAAAUGAGACAGGACAUGGAGGAUUUGACGAAACAGUUGACGCAACGUACCACUGGAUCGAUAACUAAUGCAGGAGAUGGCGUACCCAUCACAGAAGAAUAUGUAAGAAGUCUGGAAAAAGAAAUUCGAGAAGUGAAGGCGAGAAACCACGAACUGACCCAAUCCACGGUUAAUACAAAUGCUAAAACUGAAAAUACUGAGCCAACUUACGUUUUAGAUGGAAGUAAGGAUAAUGUUCAUAUAAGAGGUCUGGUGGCACAGCUGAACAGCACGAUCGGUAGUUUACGUCAAGAGAAAUUAGACCUUACAUCUCAAUGGAGAAAAUGUGAAGCAACUAUCGUUCAUCUUCAAGGUUUACUUCAUCAUUCUUCAGAAGAGGUUCGUCAGAAGCAACUAAACAUUGAUCAACUUCACUAUCAGUUGACAACAGAGAAUCGUCGGGCCAACGAAGAAAUUAAUGCUUUGAAGCAGCAGAACUCUGAUCUCAAGCUACAGGUAACCCAAGCAAGACACCAGGCUGACGAAUUUUACAAAACGGGUUUGGAGAGAAAUAUUGAUGCUGUAUCAUUAGGAAACCAGUUGUCAGCAUUAAAAUUGGAUCUUGCCAGUCACGGAAAACCUUUGAAUACGUACAAUCCAGAAAGUCAGUUUAUACAAGACCUUCGACAGAAUGAAGUCCCUGGUAUGAAAGGAGUAGUAUCUUCAUCUGAAGGAUUACACACCAAACUACGUCAAGCUGCUCAACGAAUUAAUGGAUUAACAAAAGAACGCGAACAGUUGAUUAAAAUGGGAAAUAAGCUGAGAGCUGAAUUGUUGAAAUAUAAAGGAGGAAGAAAAUCGCCUUCAAUUGAAGCGAGUCAAUUAUCCAAAGAUCCGCAGAAUGUGGCGCAAACAUCCCGAUUCCAACUACGGGGUUUGGAACAGUUGCAAUAUCAACUAACGAGCAAAGAACUGCAGUAUGCACAGAAAACACUAGCGAGGAAUAAUGAUCAGCAUUCGCUAUCUCCUCGGAAAAAGAAUUCCGCGUCGGCCCAAACACUUCAAAAACACUCUCCAAACACGGAACUCGCAGAAAACGCAGGCCUACCGGAAACGUCUACUGGUCGUGACGACAUCGUCUCACCAUGGCAACCCUCGUUCUCAUCAGACGACCGCGCGUCAUUACAAGAUGUCUGGAAACUACUAGACGAGGACAGUCCUGGAUUCACCCCUCGUGGAAAUCGCGGGGGCGAAGUCAGCAAGUCUCAGCUUCGGGAAAGUUCCUCAACUACGGACAGUUUCACGGUCAAAGGUCAGCCUAGUCACGUGCAUCUCAAGCCAGAGUGUUCCAAGGCUGCGCUGUCUGCCAAGGCAGCUGGUAAAUGGACACCCUCCCAGGUAAAAGCGAAGAUAAGAAAUUAUAAUAUAAGAGACGAAGAUGUUCGCGAGGGAUUGUAGAUAUUUUUAUUCACCUAUCAUAUUUAUUUAACAUUUAUUACUCAAGCUAAAGCGAGAGUCUUAAAUUCGGUUCGUUGUUUUUCUUGCGAGACUUAUUCUCCCACGCGGCCAAACUUCAUUUUGGCCAAAUAAACCGUUAUCAUCCAUCUAUAUUGGCGUUCAGCGGCUCGUUCAACUUCCUGUUUCUUCGUACUAAAUUCAGCGGCUCAUUCGACUUCCAGCUUCUUUGUGCUUUAAAG